Messenger RNA from Drosophila obscura, 2417 nucleotides. Its product is annotated as late secretory pathway protein AVL9 homolog. NCBI's taxonomy places the organism in Eukaryota, Metazoa, Arthropoda, Insecta, Diptera, Drosophilidae. The transcript has 4 exons. Bases 40 to 2232 code for a protein of 730 amino acids. The record is from RefSeq and is a predicted model, not a curated record. Gene Ontology annotation, cellular component: cytoplasm.
GUGUGUGUGUGUGUGUGUGUGUGGAGAUCUGUCGCCGUCAUGGCCAGUAGCACGGACCCGGAGAACAAGCCACCGAUACUGCACAUCCUGGUGGUGGGCUUCCACCACAAGCUGGGAUGCCAGGUGGAGUUCUCCCAUCCGCCGCUGAUAGCCGGGUCCAGUGGCCGCAACGAGUGCCCAUCCGGCUGGAAGUAUUUGCCAACGCUGGCCCUGCCCGAUGGAUCGCACAAUUUCCUGGAGGAUACGGUGUUCUUUAAUCUGCCCAGCCUGUACGAGCCGGCGGCCAGCAUCUAUGGCGUCUCCUGUUACCGCCAGAUACCCGUGGAGAAGCUGAAAAUCCGCACAGCCGAUGUCACACGAAGCACAGUGCAGAAGUCGGUCUGCAUAUUGGCCCGCCAGCCCAUCUACGGCUAUAUUGAGGUGAAACUGGCCCUGAUAGCCGACGCAUUCUUUGACCAGGGCGACUUCAGUUGCACGGACCUGCUGGUCAAUGCGUAUCAGCAGCUGAAUGCCUGCCUGCUGGACGACGAGUCACAUCGCCCGCUGCGUCACUUCCAUGUGGGACUAUCGCUGCGCGAAAUCGUCCUACACUGGCGCCACAAGACACUGAUACUCUUCAAGCUGCUGUUGCUGCAGCGUCGCGUUGUCUGCUUCGGCUCUCCGGUGCGUGGCAUGUGUGUGCUCAUACUGGGCAUGGCCUCUCUGGUGCCGCGCCUGCUGGAGAAGGGCUUCCAGGAGGUGGCCUGUGUGCGCACCUCCCGCCCGCUCUCACCCAUGCCAGACUUUACCGACUCCCUGCAACGCGAGGCGCAAGCCCUAGCCGCCGCCGUCGCCGCCUCCGAGGCUGGGGCCGCCACCCAGGACGAGCCCAAGCUGACGCCCGAAAGCGCAACGGCGGCCGAGGGCGAGGCAGAGGACCUGGCUCUAGUUUCUUCGGCCGCCUCGGCGGGUUCCCAAUGCAGUGGCGACACCUCGCCCCACUCCACACCGAAUUCGCAGUCGCAGGACUCGAAUUUUGCAUCCUCCUCGUCGCACCGGGACUCGAACGGACGCAACAGUUCGCUGACACGCGAGGCCAGCGUGGAUACACUAGCCUCCAAUCUGGCCGCCCUGUGCUCCGUCAAUCCGGAUGAGUAUCGUGCCCCCGUUUGCAUCUUUGCCAGCGGCAAUCUCUGCCUGCCGUAUUUGUCGUUGCCCUACAUGGAUCUGCUUAGCGAUCCUAUGGUCCUCUCCUAUGUCAUUGGCACCUCGAAUGUUCUGUUCCAGCAGAAGCGACAGCUGGCCGACGUUUUGGUUGACAUUGAGGCGGCCAAUCUGGAGGCACACGAUCCGGAAUUGCGUCGCCAGUUGGUGUUGAGCACCGAAGACUUGCGCUACAUGGACUACAUCAUGAAGCACGUGCAAACGCCCAAGGAAGAUGCGGAGGGCAGCGAGUAUUGGAUACGGGAACAGUUUCAGGGUUACAUUCUGGCCCUACUACGCACCGCAGUGGCUCCAGAUUCCACGCCCAAGGACAGCGAUCAUUUCAAUGCACACUUUAUAGGCGCCUUUAAGCGCACCCAAUGCUAUCAGGAAUGGUUUGAUGUGCGACCCGAACCCGAAUUUUUUGAAGCACUUCCCGCCGGCCAUCCCUUUGCGGGCACCCUAUCCGUGACGGAUAUGAAACUGAAGCUGGCGCAGACCAUGCAGAACAGCGAGAGUGGGCGUAAAAUCAAUCAGGCCGUAAACACCACAAGUCGAGCGGUUGGCGGUGCCAUUUCGCAGGCCAAGGGCGCCUUCUCCAGCUGGUGGUCCUCGAUAACAACAGCACCAGCGAAUCCCGGCAAUGGGGCCGGCACUGAAAGCGACGAUGGCGAAGUUGCAGCAGCAGCAGCGGCGUCAGUGGUUGUGGCUGCUGCCCAAGAGAUCUCAGUCACAUUCCAGAAUCACAAAGAUGCUGAAGACUUGGAUAUAGCUGGGGUGAGCAUACACCUGGCUGGCCAGGGCCAGGGCCAAGUCCAGGACAACAGCAACAGCGCACCCCUGGAGGAGGCGCACGAGUCGCGGAAUGUGUCCAUGGAGCAGCAGCAGGGCAUUGUGGAGAUCGGUCGCGAGGCAGAGCUGCUCGACAAGACCGAAGAGAGCCCACACUCGAGCAUAUCUCAGCAGCCGCUGCGGCCUGGCUGUGGCGCUGAUGUGGCAGCCUCAACCUCAGCCCUGGAGCGUAACAGUGGAGACGUUUUCAUUGUCUGAGGGGCAAUACAGGGAGCAGGCAGAGCGGCAUUGUAUAAAACAAAAAACUUUACUAAGCAAAUAAUGAUAAUUAUUUAAUUUAUUACGAAACAAAUUUGUGUCUCAGUCUCAAUCUCUCAAUCGUUUUUCUUUUUAUUUCUAUAUUUUUCUUCCCCCUAAAUUGGCCAAAAAAUAAUAUUAUUUAA